Molecule: messenger RNA, 2259 nt
Organism: Hyposmocoma kahamanoa
Lineage: Eukaryota; Metazoa; Arthropoda; Insecta; Lepidoptera; Cosmopterigidae
Product: zinc finger protein 41-like
Exons: 10
Coding region: 15-1652 (545 amino acids)
Biological process (GO): regulation of DNA-templated transcription
Molecular function (GO): DNA-binding transcription factor activity, RNA polymerase II-specific; RNA polymerase II cis-regulatory region sequence-specific DNA binding
Source: RefSeq, a predicted model, not a curated record
AAAACAUAAACUCGAUGGAGCUAGCGCUUCAACGCAGCCUGCUCCCCAAGAACAGGCUAGCUCUCAUAGUCGACUCCCCAGAAGGUGUGCGGUUCUGCUGCAUUCAGUGUCCAGCUAAAUACGACGAUAAGGAGAAAUUGGAAGUACAUUUGUGCACGCACUUUAAAGAAUACAGAUUCUUGUGCUUUAUUUGCGGUACUGGACUGAAACGCAAAGAACACCUUGAUAGACACCUCUUAGGACAUCAGGAGAUUCGGCCGCACAUUUGCUCCGAGUGCGGCAAGGGAUUUAAACGAAAAGAGCACUUGAACAUCCACCGCGCCAUUCACAGCGGCGAUAAGAACCAAGUGUGCCCGCUUUGCCAGCGAUCUUUCUACCGCAAGGACCACCUACAAAAGCACCUGCAGACUCACAACAAACUGUUUAUAGAACAGAAUAUCUUUCCGGUCAGCGACCAGGAGCUAAGGGAGAUCAAGCAAGAAAUCUUGGACGAGGACGUGAAACCUGUGCUUACGGAGGAGCAGCAAGCUGAAGUUAUGCAGAUGGUCGAAACCGUGCAAAUAAAUCCUCCCGUAGAUAAAGAGAGACCAUUCGCGUGCCCAGUCUGCUACAAGACCUAUAAACGCAGAGACCACCUUAAAUUACAUGGUCUUACGCAUAUGAAGAAGGAUAAAAUCUGCUCCGAAUGCGGUAGAGCGUUCCAUAAAGAGGAGCAACUGCUAAGCCAUAUUAGCGUACACCUCAAGUCUUACAGCACUGCAGACGAGGAUAUGUCUAUUCACGACAUUCAAGACGAGCCCAUGGGAAUUCCGAUACUCCCAGUGGACCCUGCGAAUCUUCUAGCACCCCGACUGAAUUACAAAUCGGAGCGGCCGCACGAGUGUCCCAUCUGCCACCGCAAGUUCAAACGGAAGCAGCAUUUGAAGGUCCACGCCAACGUUCAUUUGAAAAUUCAACAGCCUAUCCUCGCACCUACAAUAUGGUGCAGCUUGUGUCAAGAAGCAGGUUUCCACAACAACUCGCAAUUCGAAAACCAUCAUUGCCUGCCCUCUGGCAGCGGCGACGUCGAAGAGGAUCAAGUACACACAAACACACCCGCCGACGCUAAGAAGGAAAACAACUACCCUGAGUUUAUUGAGGUAAUAGAUGACAACAUGACCUACAUGAACCAGCCAAUCAUAUCGCUCCUAGAAGAACAGAACAUCCCCACCCCGCAACGGGUGUACGUCUGCAAGUUCUGUUCGAAGCCGUUCAAGAGAAAAGAUCAUUACAAGAUACACCUGCAUAUACAUACUGGAAUCAAGUCUUUCUUUUGCUCUGAAUGUGGAAAAGGUUUCUACCGCAAGGACCAUUUACAAAAACACGAGCAAGUUCACCAAAAAAACAAGAAGAGUCCAGGCACAAAGUCCAAAAAAGCUUUGCCAGAUCUCUUCCCUAUCAAGAUGAUGCCCAAUACUGUGAAGAGACCUGGCCCGAGUAGCUCAAAAGAUGUGAAACCGGAAAUUACUAUAACUGCGCCCUCAAAUACAAAACUACGAGUGCCGCUGCAGAUCAAAGUGCCGUACCAAAUGGUUGUCGCGAUGGACAACGGAGAGCAGCACGCAGUCACCAUUGAACCCCAUAGUGGAAAAGCGCAGGAUGUCGAUGCGUAGCCUUCGGUCCAACAUCCCAUACAUAUAAAGGAGUUCACAAAAUCAUGAACAAAUUUCAAGAGGUAAACCUACAUAUCGAUACCUACCUGCAACAACAAAAACAUUACUUUUCAUACGAACUUGGAUCAACUGUUCUAUCGACGUGUACUUCAAUGAUUUCAAUUGUUUUUGACACCCUUAUUAAUAUAAAAAGGAGCAGAAUUAACCUCAAACGUGUUAACGCAACGCAAGAAAAAGCGUAGGUAGAGGUAUGAUUUAAAUUUCAACAUUUUGACCUCGUUUUUUCAAAAAAAGAUUUUUUGCACAUUUCAUAAUAUUAUUAUGAAUGUGUCUGCAGUGUAUAUUAAGAAUGCCAAGUACCACAUUACGUCACAUUGGGUCCAAAAGAGAAAUAAGAGUUAUGUGUUCUUACUAUGGAACCCUAAAAACAAAAUACUUGAUAAUUAGGUAAGUAAUUUUCAUAUUUGAAAUAAGUAGUACAUAUUAAAAUUGUACAUAUCUUUCAAGAAUUUAUAUAACCUCUUUUGAUCUUAAUUUUUUUUAAAUUUAGAGCUAGAGAUUUUAAAAAUUUAUAAGGUGUUGUUCUUCUUUUUUCUUCGUAGUCCUA